This is a messenger RNA of Lindgomyces ingoldianus, 2958 nucleotides long. RefSeq names its product PalH-domain-containing protein. Gene Ontology annotation, cellular component: plasma membrane. The transcript has 2 exons. The record is from RefSeq and is a predicted model, not a curated record. Gene Ontology annotation, biological process: cellular response to pH. Bases 183 to 2576 code for a protein of 797 amino acids. Lineage: Eukaryota; Fungi; Ascomycota; Dothideomycetes; Pleosporales; Lindgomycetaceae.
CUCCUUCCCAUCCCAAGCCCCUUGGCACAGAAUCAAGCCUCGACCCCAACUGUGCCUCGUCGCCAAUCCAUUCUCAACGCCAUCAGACCCGUCUUGGAGCCAUGUCGCCCGUUUGAAUGUUUACAUCCAUGAGAGUUCCCGCCUCGGCCGCCCCUGCUGCUGGACCAGUAUAGUCACCGAGGAUGGACGACCCGGCGCGGGUGCGGAGGGCCCAACUCUUCGACGGCCAGCCCACCACCACCGAGUCGUAUCGCCACUGUGUCCCCUUCAAGCUUCCCUCGGACGGCGUCAUCCAGAUCAACCCAGAAUACGCUGUCACGUUGACAGCCGACGCUGUCUUCACUCCACAAUGCACGAGCGCACAGAAAACGCAGGCGUUGGGCGAGGAGAUGGGCGGCGUAACGAGCAUUUCGGACAUGCGGGACCCUUUCCACGCUUCUAUCACCCCGCAGGCCUAUGCGACGGGCGCCGCGACCGUCAUCGCGUGGAUGCUUGUCAUCAUGCUUCUCAUAACACCACGCACCUUCUUCGUAGGUGGGUCAGGAGGGAGGUCGGGAUUGAUGGGCAGACGCGGCAUAAUCGGCGGAGCCACUGGAGGGGGAUCGAUUAUUGGAGUCGGAACACGCCCUUGGCUGCAAAAGGUCGCUGCGCUGACCGUCGCCAUUUCGCUGACGCUUGCUACCGCCGACACGUUCAAGAUCGCCGAAGUGCAGUACAAGGAGGGCUUCAUGGAUGCGAUGAAGCUGCGAGACGAGGUCGUGUCUGGCAUGGAGAUCAAGGUGUCACGUGUCAUCUCAGACGUGUUCCUCUGGCUCGCACAAGUCCAGACACUGAUACGCCUAUUCCCGCGACAUAAAGAGAAGGUUAUUAUCAAAUGGGUCGGAUUCGCACUCAUAGUCCUAGACAUCACGUUCAGCUCCCUCAACAGUUUUGGCCCGUACAACGACAACGGCCGUCCUCGCCAUUUCGAAACCGCCAUCCCAGCUUUGAGUUACCUCUUUCAGUUAUCCCUUAGCAUGCUCUACGCUGCCUGGGUCAUGUACUACGCCAUCACGAAGCGCAGAUACGCCUUUUAUCAUUCCAUGAUGUGGAAUAUCACCAUCGUCGCUCUUCUUUCCCUUGUUGCCAUUCUUACCCCUGUUGUUUUCUUUAUUACCGAUAUCUCUAAUUACACCAUUGCCGGUUGGGGAGACUAUUUUAGAUGGGUGGGUGCUGCAGCAGCUAGUGUUAUUGUUUGGGAGUGGGUGGAACGAAUCGAGGCACUAGAAAGAGAGGAAAGGAAAGAUGGAAUUCUUGGAAGAGAGAUUUAUGAUGGGGAUGAGAUGCUCGAGACUACACCUUCUCUGGAGGUUAGCUGGCCCCGACCACAUCGAAAUAGCUGGGUAUCCGACAAUGGAGAUCCAAAGAAGCCAGGCGAUGGCGGCGCUGGUGGAGGAGGAGCCUUCGCGUCGGGUGCGGCUGGCCAUAGCUUCAGCAGUCUUGCCCAACGACUGGGGCGAUCGAGAAUCCAACGAAAGACAGAGGCCCAGAAGAAACGAACAAUCCAUAUCCCGCCGCCUGCGCCCGCACUCCGUCGAUCUGAGUCUGGUCAACGAUCAAAUCGGAACUCACGAUCCUAUAUUCCUUUACAGAGUCCUCUCCCUAUUCCUGUUAUCUCGUCACCUGUUAGUAGAACAGACACAACAAGUGCAGACAGCACAGUGUAUACGAUACGCUAUCAUCCUAUUAGCAAUUCCCCGCCAACAGUAAGACACCCUGUCUCGGUGGAGGACCGGUUAGGACGUACUCCUUCAAACAGUGCGCAAAAUACACAGGGUCACUCAGCAAAUGAGGACCCAGAGAAAGCUUCAGAGGAAGCGGAACGAACGCAAGGCAGAAGCAGAUGGCAUUGGCAGGCUGUAGCCAAUCCGUUCAGACGAAGAGGUCGAUCGCCGCCGCCCGAAGUCCAGCGAGGAAGAGUUAUCGAGCCGCUAGGUAUAGAGGACGUUUCAGCCAACAUUCCGCCGCGGAACUAUACCGGCCUAGCACUGAAAGAUCGAUUAGGGACAUUAGCUGCGCAGCAAGGAGAGAGGUUCCGCAAGAAGAGCAGUGGCGGACAGCAAACAGAGCUCAACCUUCCUGUCACAAUAAUUCCUGCUCAGCCACGAGGAAGGACAUGGUCACCUGAGAUUCUGCUGCAGCAACAGCCACAAGUGUCUAGCACAGCAGGUGUUCAAGUCUCGAGAGAUCCACCCCGAUCAGUGCCCAUGGGCACGGAGAUCCACGAUACUCCAUCAACUCCUCAGCUAUAUGGGUCUCCGAAUCCGGCCGAUGCUACACAGGAACCGUCAGGCUCGCCGUCACAUCAUAACUCACGUGUUCGGUUUACCCCAGAGACGUUCCUGAUACCGGGUACAAGGCAAUCAGUGGACACAGAAGCGAGGAUGUCUCCACAUCCACACUCUGUUAUAUCGCUAGGAACAGAGAAACGGGAACCCCAAGCAUCCGACUCCUCUCUAAAGGCAUCUAAUGAACAGUCCGCAAAUGCCACCAACAUAGCGAACGGCCGUGUAUCACCCACCAACCAUAACAGGUAAUGGUAUCUACCACUCUCGGUAAUCUUCCUUCUGUACCUACGAAACAUGUUUCUGAGCAUCAAUUUUGAUUCAAGAAUCUGGAAAAGGCGCAUGGUCGGCGACAUGGGAAACACAGGCGGGUCUUUGGAAGCGAACUGCAUAACAUUGGGCAUGAGAUUUUGGCGAACUGGUGACGUGUUUUUCUUUGGAUCUGGGAGGUUUCUUUUGGCGAUUACUGUGGUAUUCCUAGGAUGGAAACGAUACCCGCCCGAGUUCUGAGAUUUGGCUGAUUCAAUCAUUGGGUUGGGAUGGGAAAAUCAUGGGAUUGUGGGCGUGCGGAUUGCAAGCGAGCAUGUUUAGAUUUAGGAAUAUUGAGACAAUGCGUAGCAAGCAAGCCAGUAGG